GCUGAAGUUACCAACUCUUCCUGGUUCCCUGUGCUGCCAUCAUGUCUCAGAGCCCCCCUGGCAGCUCUGUGGACGACAAGAGCUUUAUCCUGGAGUACCGAUGCCACCCGGAGCUGCGGGUGCCCCCAUCUCCCACCUCUCCCCCCAGGAAGCAUGGCUCUGUCACGGUGCUAGACAGUGCUUCACUCUCAGCAGUGAGCUCUCCCACCGCGUCUGAGCCCCGCCGCAUCAUCUUGAGCACAGAGAGCCCGGUUGCACUCAAGGUGGGAACCCAGCAGCUGAUCCCCAGAAGCUUGGCUGUCUCCACCAAGACCAAGAAUCCUUCCCGUCACCAGAGCUUUGGGGCAGCGGAGUCAAGCAAGGAGCCCCUGUGCCCCAACCCGAAAAGGAUGUCUGCUCCCAGUGUUUCCCUGGAGGCAGAGGUGGAGGAUGACUAUGGGGGGGCUCUCAAGCGCAACCUGAGGAACAUGUCCUACCGCGCCGCCAUGAAGGGCCUGGGUGCAGAGCCAGAGCCAGCUAAUGCCGUCGCCCCGCUGAAACCCGUGGCAGAGGAGGGGAGCGCCCUGCCAGCCCGUAGCCCGGGCAGAAACAAGAGAACCUUUGGGCGGAAGCGAGCGCAGAAGCAUGGUGGCUCGUUCAAGGACCGUGAGUGCCGCUUCCCCUGUCGUCUUGAAAGCACCAGCUCUCUGACUGCCCCGGUGCUUGAGUGCUUCUGGUAGCCCUGUCCCGCUGGUGUGGGAGCUGUGGCCCUCAGCGCCCUCGCCCCUGCAGGGGACAAACCAGUGUCCGGUUCAGAAAGGGGCUCUUCCUCCUGGGCCCCACCGGGGCCCCGUGCGCGU
Molecule: messenger RNA, 839 nt
Organism: Struthio camelus australis
Lineage: Eukaryota; Metazoa; Chordata; Aves; Struthioniformes; Struthionidae
Source: RefSeq, a predicted model, not a curated record